CUUCCAACGAUCUCAUACGGAUACCUUCAACUGGAUCGUGUUGUUCAACCGGAGUGGUUCUUGGUACUAUACGGAUCCGGAAAACUUUGCCAGCCAAUGGACGCGCCCCAUUGUGUGUCCGCCACUCAGCGGAGGGAAGAUCAACUCGGUAAUGCUCCCUGGGCUUGGGCGCACUCAAGUUUCAAAUUUCUUCUAGAAUUAUUCUUCUUUUCUUCUUUUUGCUCUUUUCUGGUUUGGAGGCUUCUGCUUCCCCGUCUCUCGUUGGAGAGGAUGCCCGCCGAGCAUGGGGACGCCUUGUCUCUCUGCUGUCCACCAAAGGGAGUCUGGACCCUGCGGUAGUAGCGUCGCCACGUCUCCCCUUCGAUCAUCAAUGGGAGGCAAAAAAAGGCCCAAUUAUCCACCAACAAUUACAGAGAUGACGUCUCAUUCGUUGCUAUUGAAAUCCGGAAGC
Aspergillus candidus is the source of this 451-nucleotide messenger RNA. RefSeq lists its product as uncharacterized. The record is from RefSeq and is a predicted model, not a curated record. The transcript has a single exon. The coding region runs from base 97 to 339 and encodes 80 amino acids. NCBI's taxonomy places the organism in Eukaryota, Fungi, Ascomycota, Eurotiomycetes, Eurotiales, Aspergillaceae.